This is a messenger RNA of Elephantulus edwardii (Cape elephant shrew), 231 nucleotides long. RefSeq names its product heat shock factor binding protein 1 (gene HSBP1). The record is from RefSeq and is a predicted model, not a curated record. The coding region runs from base 1 to 231 and encodes 76 amino acids. The transcript has 3 exons. NCBI's taxonomy places the organism in Eukaryota, Metazoa, Chordata, Mammalia, Macroscelidea, Macroscelididae. Gene Ontology annotation, cellular component: cytosol; nucleus. Gene Ontology annotation, molecular function: transcription corepressor activity. Gene Ontology annotation, biological process: cellular heat acclimation.
AUGGCCGAGACCGACCCUAUGAACGUGCAGGACCUCACCUCGGCGGUGGAGACGCUGCUGCAGCAGAUGCAGGACAAGUUCCAGACCAUGUCCGACCAGAUCAUCGGAAGGAUUGAUGACAUGAGCAGUCGCAUCGAUGACCUGGAGAAGAACAUCGCGGACCUCAUGACCCAGGCUGGAGUGGAAGAACUGGAAGGUGAAAAUAAGGUCCCUGCCACCCAGAAGAGCUGA